AUGCCUUUUCGGUUUGGUACUCAGCCAAGGAGGUUUCCAGUGGAAGGAGGAGAUUCUUCAAUUGGUCCUGAACCUGGCCUGAGCUCCAGUACUGCCUGGUAUAGAAAAGAGACUCCACCAACCAGGCAACUCCGAAGAUGCCCUGGAAGUCACUGUCUGACAAUCACUGAUGUUCCUGUCAAUCUUUAUGCGACAAUGAGAAAACCACCUGCUCAGAGCAGCAAGGAAAUGCAUCCUAAAUAG
Molecule: messenger RNA, 243 nt
Organism: Trichosurus vulpecula (common brushtail)
Lineage: Eukaryota; Metazoa; Chordata; Mammalia; Diprotodontia; Phalangeridae
Gene: FAM229B
Product: family with sequence similarity 229 member B
Exons: 2
Coding region: 1-243 (80 amino acids)
Source: RefSeq, a predicted model, not a curated record